Molecule: messenger RNA, 934 nt
Organism: Helianthus annuus (common sunflower)
Lineage: Eukaryota; Viridiplantae; Streptophyta; Magnoliopsida; Asterales; Asteraceae
Product: monothiol glutaredoxin-S2
Exons: 1
Coding region: 42-419 (125 amino acids)
Source: RefSeq, a predicted model, not a curated record
CCCUCCUUUAUUGUCCUCUAGUUCAGCUAUAUAUAGCCUCAAUGGCAGUUCAAGUUCCUAAAAGCAAACCACUUACCAUAAAACCAUCUUACAGUUAUCCAUCAGAGAAAAUGGCCGUUGUCACAAGAUUGGUGAAAGAUAGAGCAGUGGUUAUAUUCAGCAAGAGUUCUUGCUGUAUAUGCCACAGCAUUAAGACGCUAAUAUGUAGCUUUGGGGCAAACCCAACUGUUUAUGAGCUUGAUGAACGCGCAGGUGGUCAGCAAAUUGAGAAGGAACUCAUAGCCUUAGGGUGUAAGCCAUGUGUCCCAGCUGUGUUUAUAGGACAGGAGCUCGUUGGUGGAUCCAAUGAGAUCAUGAGUCUGCAUCUCAAAGGAAAGCUGGUCCCACUGCUCAUUAAAGAGAGAGCUAUAUGGCUAUAGUACAAAUCCUUCAGCCAUAAACAGAGCAUUUUCUUAAGCUCUGGUAUACUUGCCAACAACUACGAAAGUAUGAAUAAGAGAAUAAGAAACUCAGAUAGCAUUUUAUCUAAUGUGAUAUGCGAUAUGUGUAAUUUGUUAGGCCUUAACCGUUUUUAUGUUAAGGUUUAACAAACUUGAGUAGAACAAUGAAUAAUAGCAUAAGUAGUAACUCGGCUCGCAUUUGUAACAUGACAUAUAUGAUAUGUAAACUAUGGUGUCCACCUUUUCACUUUACAACAAUGUGCGUCCAAAUCCUAACUCGUUUCACAUUUCAGAUAUAAUCAAUUGCUAGCACUAGAUAUCAAACUUAACCACCACAAAACAGCUCUAACUGACAGAUUUUAACUGGAAUAUAUUCAUGUUUUCUAAACUUAUGGCUAACUCAUGAAUUUUCCAAGUGAAUCAUGCCUAUCAAAGGUGUUACAGACUUGAGAACGAUAAUGAAUCAUAGAAUAAUUAGUAACUCGGCUCACAUU